AUGGAAACGUUCAUUUCUGCAAUCCUUGGUGAUCUUUUCAGCAGAUCAGUAUCUUUUGUCCUCAACAAUUACCAUCUACGGCGGCAGAAGGGCGUCAAGGACAACCUGCAAGAGCUGCGCUGCGUGUUGCUGCGCAUCCAGGCCACCGCGGAGGAGGCUGAGGGGCGGCACAUCACCAACCAGGCCAUGCUCCAUCAGCUCCAGAUGCUGAGAGAAGCCAUGAACAAAGGCUGCUACCUGCUUGAUAAUUUCACAUACCGGAUGCUGCAGCAGGAGAGUUCCAAUGUUCAGGUUAGCGACCACCCCUUUCCCCUGUCCAAAUUCAAUCCAGCAAAGGGCCUGCGCUUCUCUACCAGGAGGAUGAUCGUUGCAUUUCAAGGUGAUGGGGCGAAGGAGGUUCAGAAGAUGCUAGGAAGCUUGCAUAGCAUAAUCAGCGAUAUGGCAGAGUUCAUCAUCUUCUUGAAAUCAUAUCCUCCCAUAAGCCGCGAGCCUUAUAGCAAGCACUUGUUUCUGGAGAACUGCAUGUUUGGCCGCCAGACAGAGCUGGAGAAGAUCAUCAGUUUCUUGUUGCAGCCAGAGCCUCCAGGCACAGAAAGAUUGCAAGUGUUACCCAUAACUGGUCCACCGAGAGUUGGUAAAAGCACCCUUGUUGAACAUGUAUGUUAUGAUGAGAGGGUGCGCAAUCACUUUUCCACAAUUAUUCUAUGUAGAGAUCCUACUGCUCCAGAAGGCAGUGGUGUGGUCAAGAAGCAAAGUCAUAGUUUACAUGGAAGAUCACUAAUUGUCAUGGAGCUUGCUGAUGAUUUGGUUGUAGAUGAAAGGCAAUGCAGAAACUUCUACUCUUCAAGAAACCACAUGUCACCUGGAAGUAAAGUUAUUGUGACAAGCAGAUCAGAGAAUAUAAUGAAACUUGGUACUACAGCAGCUCUUAAGUUGGAUUUUUUAUCUCAGGAAGCUUACUGGUACUUCUUCAAAGUGAUGGCUUUUGGAAGCACAAAUCCUGAUGACCACCCAGCGCUAGCAUCAAUAGCUAUGGAAAUUGCAGCAGGGCUUCAAGGAGGUUUCUUGGGUGCACAUGCCAUCUGCGGCUUUCUAAGAGCUAAUAUCCACAAUUGGUUUUGGAACAUGAUCCUUGAAUGUCAGAGAAACAAUAUAGAGAGGAAUAUCCUCAUCUUUGGUGAACAUCCACAGUCUCUUCUUUGGAAGAGCCAGAUUGCAUAUGUUUGGACUCUGUCCAACAUUUCCGUGAGGGUCAAAGUUCUUCAUUUUCAAACACGUUCCCCUCUGAAUGAUGUCCGAAAAUAA
This is a messenger RNA of Setaria italica (foxtail millet), 1305 nucleotides long. RefSeq names its product disease resistance protein RGA2-like. The transcript has a single exon. The record is from RefSeq and is a predicted model, not a curated record. The coding region runs from base 1 to 1305 and encodes 434 amino acids. Gene Ontology annotation, molecular function: ADP binding. NCBI's taxonomy places the organism in Eukaryota, Viridiplantae, Streptophyta, Magnoliopsida, Poales, Poaceae.